UUCACACUCGGCGGAGUUGCGACUUUGUGGUGCAUUUACACGCUCCUCCAGUGAAUAGGUUCAGUGCGACAUUCCCUAUCCGGUGCCCAGUGGAAUUACCAGUGAAGAAGCAUGGCUCAGAAAGCGGACAUCGCGCUCAUCGGCCUGGCCGUGAUGGGUCAGAACCUCAUCCUCAACAUGAACGAUCAUGGCUUCGUGGUGUGCGCCUUCAACAGGACGGUGGACAAGGUGCAGAACUUCCUCGCCAACGAGGCCAAGGGCACGAAGGUCAUCGGCGCCACGUCCCUGCAAGACAUGGUGGCCAAGCUGAAGACGCCGCGGAAGGUGAUGAUGCUGGUGAAAGCUGGAAGCGCCGUGGAUGACUUCAUUAAGCAGCUGUUGCCUCUGCUGUCGCCUGGCGAUCUUAUCAUCGACGGCGGGAACUCCGAAUACCAGGACACGACCAGGAGAUGCGAGGAGCUGGAGAAGAAGGGAAUCCUCUUUGUGGGCUCUGGAGUGAGUGGCGGCGAGGAGGGAGCGCGCCACGGUCCGUCCCUGAUGCCUGGUGGCCACGAGAAGGCUUGGCCGCUCAUCAAGGACAUCUUCCAGGCGAUCUGCGCCAAGGCCGGCGGCGAGCCGUGCUGCGACUGGGUGGGAGACGGCGGAGCCGGGCACUUCGUGAAGAUGGUGCACAAUGGGAUCGAGUACGGAGACAUGCAGCUGAUCUGCGAGGCUUACGAUCUGAUGAAGGCGCUGGGCAUGAGUCAGAAGGAGAUGGCCGAGGCCUUCGAUGAGUGGAACAGGAGCGAGCUGGACUCCUUCCUCAUCGAGAUCACGCGGGAUAUUCUGAACUUCAAGGAUGACAAGGGCUACUUGCUUGAGAGGAUUCGAGACACUGCCGGCCAGAAGGGCACUGGGAAGUGGACAGCCGUGGCCGCUCUCAAUUACGGUGUGCCAGUGACUCUGAUCGGGGAGGCUGUCUUCUCCAGAUGCUUGUCCGCUCUCAAGGAGGAGCGAGUGAACGCCAGUCGCCAUCUCAAGGGUCCCUCAGGAUCUGCAUCGGUUUCCGAUCGCACGGAGUUCCUGAAACACAUCAAGCACGCGCUGUAUUGCUCCAAGAUUGUCUCCUACACACAAGGAUUCAUGCUGAUGCGAGAGGCGGCCAAGGAGUUCAACUGGCGCCUCAACUACGGAGGCAUUGCUCUGAUGUGGCGUGGCGGAUGCAUCAUCCGCAGCGUCUUCCUGGGCAACAUCAAGGAGGCCUUCACGCGCAAUCCCAAUCUCACGAAUCUCCUCCUCGAUGACUUCUUCCGCAAGGAGGUGACACGCUGCCAGGACUCGUGGCGCCAGGUGGUGAGCAAAGCAGUGCUCUGGGGCGUUCCCGUGCCUGCCUUGUCGGCCGCUCUCGCCUUCUACGAUGGCUACAGAGCAGACAGACUGCCGGCAAACCUUCUCCAGGCUCAGAGAGACUACUUCGGUGCGCACACAUAUGAACUCCUCGGGCAGGAGGGAAAGUUCCACCACACAAACUGGACAGGAACUGGCGGGAAUGUGUCGGCCAGCACCUAUCAGGCAUAAAAUGCUGAGUUUUCGGGAGUAUUUGGAUCCAUGGGAACAUACUAAUUUAUUCCAGCGAAUCUUUGUGAUAAGCAUUGGCUAUUUUUGUACGAUCUUUCUACCCAGUGGAUGCUUUUGGGGACAAUAAAAUGGUUUUCAGUC
Molecule: messenger RNA, 1698 nt
Organism: Phlebotomus argentipes
Lineage: Eukaryota; Metazoa; Arthropoda; Insecta; Diptera; Psychodidae
Gene: Pgd
Product: 6-phosphogluconate dehydrogenase, decarboxylating
Exons: 3
Coding region: 112-1557 (481 amino acids)
Biological process (GO): pentose-phosphate shunt; pentose-phosphate shunt, oxidative branch
Cellular component (GO): cytosol
Molecular function (GO): phosphogluconate dehydrogenase (decarboxylating) activity; NADP binding
Source: RefSeq, a predicted model, not a curated record